AGGACACGAGAUCCACGCAUGCGCACUGCACCAAAACAAGGAAGCGUCACAAGUUCUCAAAGAAAACAGUACGGUGCCUGUGUUCCUGAUUUAUCCCGUCAUUAUUUCCAUUAAAUCUCACUCCCAGUGCCUUCUACUCUCCUCUGAGCAGCUGUACGGUAUCCUCCUGUUGCAGUGUCUUAGUCUGCAUUCCCUGUGAGCACAGGCCUGUGUGAGUGCAUGUGACAGCUACCUUAUAACAGCACGCUUUUGAGAGAGGGACAGAGAGAAGGGGAGACCACAAUCGUUUUUCACCCUUUGGCUCUGGUGACAGUAAACACACGUUGGACCUCAUCACACUCCCCUGAGCCGCCCGAGACAUGACAGAAGGGGGAGCCACUGAGGUCUGUGGCUGGAUGCAGUAACUAGACAAUGCUAAAGGCCACUCGUAGCACCAUGCUAACCGCUGGGCCAUCCAACAACAAGGUCAAGUACUCCCGGCUGGCAGCAGAUGAUGAUGGUUACAUAGACCUACAGUUCAAGCGGAGCCCACCCAAAGUCCCUUAUAAAGCCAUCGCUCUGGCCAUCUUCCUCUUCCUGAUUGGCUCUCUGCUGAUCCUCUUCGGGGCUCUUCUUCUUUCCGGCACCAUACAAGUCGAGCAUCCAGACAGAACCAUCCCCGUCAUCAUCAUCGGCUGCCUGGUCUUCCUCCCUGGCUUUUACCAUUUGAGAAUUGCCUACUACGCCUCCAAAGGUUACCGUGGUUACUCCUUUGACGACAUCCCGGAUUUUGGAGAUUAGCUGCCGCACCGCUAGUUCCAUUCGACUGCAUAAGGAUGGGCUCUACAGCUGGCCAUAUUCAAAAAUCACAGUUGCUGUUUUUUUUGUAAAUAGUGAAGGUUGAUGCAGCCUUAAAAUGUUACACUCCCACACAAAAUCCACGUCCUUGUACCACCAUGUAACGUUUUGUUUUUAGCAUUAUCUUAACUGCAACCAAUUUUUCUAGGUUAUAUUAAGGAGUAAAAUCAGACCAAAACGGUGUCCAAAGUUAAAUUUGUACUAUGUAACUUUUCUGGUUGUACUGUAAUAGCUUGUACGCCAGCAAGAUAAAUCAAAAUCAUAUCGAAAUUUCAAUGGAUGCAAUUAGCAAAUCGCAAAGACUGCAAUUUUUGAAGGACUAUAAUUUCCUUCACAGAUAAACACUCUUAAUUCUACAUAAAAACUGCUAACCCUGUAGUUUAGAUCUGUACAAACAUGUUCUGAAAUGUGAUUCUCGUAUUCGUUUGUCAACUUAAAGCAGAAUCCAAUUGCUUAUAGCUUUGUAUGGAAAGUUCCACAGUAUGGCAUUAAACUUAUCUGUCUUGCCUUUAUCUGUCUUGCAAAAAGGAGACAAGCAAGUAGCAUACCCUGCGCCAGAAAAGUUACAGAGUGCCCCUUUUAAAGCCUUACGUUGAUCUUUAGUACGCUGCGAUGAUCUUUCUACACAUACCUUAAAUUUACGAUUUACCUUCCGCACAAGUUUAUACCAUCUACUUUGUGGAAUUUUACCAUGUUAAGCUCUGCUACCUCCUGCUCUGCUUGCUGUCCUGAGAAUUUAAAUGUACUCACAACAGAGCUCAGUUACAAAUAUGCAUACAUCUAUAAGCAAUAAUUAUAUAUUUUGCUACUUUUUGACUAGAAACUAAAAGAUUACUGUCUAUAAGAUUACACUGCUGUCUGAAAUGACCUUUUACUUAUAUUUGUAGCAAUAACCUGAGUAUGAGAUGUUAGCUGUCCUAUUGAAGGCCCCGUACCUGAUUUUUCCACAAAAUUUGCACUGUGUACUGUCAUCUAUAGCAUCUAUAAUUAGAAAGCGUUUUAUGGUCCGAUAAUCUGUCAGUGUGCGUUACCAUGCUAGUUUUUAGCUUUACUGUUAAGGCAAAACACAGAGAGUUGUGAAAGAAGCUUAUAAACUGAAACUGAAUAAUUAGGAUGUUAGGAUGACCACUGCUAACUGUUUAAACUAGGUCUGUUUUUCGCAUUAAGACAGUAAAAAUCAGGUACAGCGCCUUUAAAUUGUUGUUUUGCCCUCUCUAAAAGGUCAAAUUCAUACUAUUGUUGCACACUGAAAAUACUGCUGUUUUGUUACCAAUCUCACUAUUAUAGAAGUCUGUUGCUAUAACAAACAUAUUAUUCUUGGUUUUCCUUGUGUCAGCCCAGCAGAAAAUGUACAUCAACCUCCAAUCCACAUAAUACACCUUUCAUUCUGCUAAUUAUUUAUUGUGGUUCAGGUUUUAAUUGCUACUUAAGCAGCAAUCAGCUUUGAGAAUGUUUUCAUUGUUGUAGACUUUGUUCACUCAUGACAUUGUAAAGAGCUUGUGGUUGUAAAAUGAGCUGUAAGGCAGGAAAGUAACAACAAUCUGCCUUUUACAAUGAAAACGUUGGUUAAUGGUUAAUAUCUCUGUUACUUGAAUUAUCCACAAGUUGGUUAAUCAACAUGAUUGGGUCCACAAAGCUGCCAUAUUGAUCUAAUCGCUUAAAGGAACUGUAUGUAACUGUAUCUAUGUAUCUAGGGACACAGAUAUGAGCUAGGCAUGUUCAAAUCAGAUAUAGCUUUCCCUGAUAACAAUUGAAAUGCUGAUUUAUUCUUAAUUACAAAAAAAAAAAAGAAAAAAAAAAUAGAUGUAAUGUCCCACUGAUUUUGUGACAAUUUGGUGUUUUCAUUCUCAAGACAAUUAUCCAAUCAGAAAGCAUUUGGGUUGCCAGUUUCGAUGCUGAAAUCCAGUUGGUUUAAACCUAAAAUGACUAUAUACAGUUUAAAACACUGGCCACUCUGGUUCAGUUGUGACUGUAAUACCAUGUUUGACCUGAAGUCUGACCUGUCGUCCAGCUCAUUUCUAAACUAUAGAAGCUCUUCAAUGUUGUGAUAUCACGUGAAUACUAUCUAUUCAUGAGAUGACUUUUUGUUAGAACUUUUAACCUUUCAAAAGAUCCAAUAUUUUAGUUUUGAGUUGUUAAUCGUUAUGGCAGCAGCCCUAGUUAUUCAUCAUUCUUAACUCCAUGGAUGUCACUGAUGGGAAUGGUUGUCUUUUAACAUUGUUGUAACUUAAUUCUAAAUCGCAAAAACAAUUCCCUCGAUUCUCUAUUGCUAUCAUUUGAUGCUAGGGGGCGCUGUCCAUCUUCAAAUACCUAUCCUACUCUGCAAUGCUGCUGUAAUGCUUUUCAGUGAAUGUAGCCAACAAAAUAAGCCGGUCACUGUUUUGGUAUGGGGACUUGUUGUGUAGUAUCGCUCUCUCUCAGUACUGCAGACACUUAAUGAAUGGGAAAUGUCAGUACACUAUCCCACCGCCGUGUAUACCUCUUCAAAUUACUCACUACUCAAAUGCUAACAGCUCUCUGCGUUUGGGAGAGAGCGCACACAAGCUCUUUCUUUACUACAGCCAGAUACACAACGAUAAACACAACUCUACGCCAAAACUACUUUAUAUCAGGCUAUUAUUCUCCCAUGUUUUUCCUAUCUGAUUUUGUAAGCAGCUCUAGCGGUGUUAGAAAGUAUAUUUUUGAAUGAAAUAGAAGCUUAUCUUAUACAAAAAGCACAUGUGAUGUAGCUGUAUAUUUUUAAAAAGAUGGUUUCUUGUGUUUGUUUAUGCUUUUAGGAAUAAAAUGAAGGUCUUAC
Messenger RNA from Periophthalmus magnuspinnatus, 3634 nucleotides. RefSeq names its product transmembrane protein 230a (gene tmem230a). Bases 412 to 780 code for a protein of 122 amino acids. The record is from RefSeq and is a predicted model, not a curated record. The transcript has 5 exons. Gene Ontology annotation, cellular component: synaptic vesicle; endomembrane system. Lineage: Eukaryota; Metazoa; Chordata; Actinopteri; Gobiiformes; Gobiidae. Gene Ontology annotation, biological process: synaptic vesicle transport.